GAAAGCCAAACCGGUCAUGGGGGGCUAGUUAACGACUGUACGCCGCGCUUGCGAAUACACGGUAUUUUUCGCUAGUUGGUGGUCCGCGAUAUACAUACAUACAUACAUAUAUCAGAGACUUUCGGAACAUCACGGGAAAAAGCAAAGCAUCGGGCUUUUUUUUUCUCUCUAUCUCUCUCUCUCUCUUUCUCUUUCUCUCUCUCUCUCUCUCCCUAUCUUUCUUACUCUUUCUCUCUCUGUCUUUUCUCUCUCACUCUCUCUCUCUCUCUCUCUCUCUCUCGUACUCACUCACUCUCUCACCUCUCACCGAGCGUGUUUUUUUUUUUUUUUUUAUAAGAUGGGAGGCAUGGGAGCGUAUAUGUCGAAACCCAUUACAAAUAAGAUUUCAACCGACGAAGUUGGAAAAAAUGUUGCUUUCGGCGCGAGUUCGAUGCAAGGUUGGCGUAUCAGUCAAGAGGUAAGAAGACGAAGAAGAAGAGGAACCUAUAUAGAAACCGUUGAAAGUGAACUAUGUGUGGUGGUUGCACCGUUACUCUCUUGCUUACCGAUUAUUAUGUAUAAUGAUUUUAAUACAUGUGAAACAAUACUUUAUCGACCGGCAUCGGAUGCCCACAACUGUUGUAUAGACUUUGACAAAGAUGUUUCCUUAUUUGCUGUAUACGAUGGCCACGGUGGACAUGAGGUAGCAACAUAUUGUGCUCGUAAUCUUCCAGAGUUUAUUAAACAAACCGAGGCAUAUAAAAGAGGUGAUAUUAGACAAGCAUUAAUCGACGCCUUUUUGGGGUUCGAUGCUACACUAGCAAAACCCGAAGUAGUUAGUAUUCUUAAAGAACUGGCAAGGCCAUCAACUUCGGAUAAUAAAGAGGAUGACCUUAAUGACUCCGAUGAAGAAGAAAAUGUUAGCAAUCUACGUAUGGAAGCAGCAAUGCCAUUGGAUCAGGUUAUAGGGAAAUAUCAAUCAGAGGUAUCAAAUCCUCAUCCUAACAAUUUGAAAAAUGAAAAAUCUAACAAACGAGCUUGUCCUUAUCUAAGAGGAAGAAAAGAAAAAGACAAAGCUAGUUGUUCGUCGUCGGGUGCAGGUUGUUCGUCGUCGUCAUCCGCAUGGAAUACAAAUGAAGCCGAUGUGAGUAGCUCUAGCCAACCAUGUGGUUCGUCUAUGUCAAGCACGAUGAAAAGAAAAGAAUCAUCUGGGAAUAAUGAAGCUGAACAAGUUCUUGACUCUACUACCAGCAAUGGAACUGUCCAUGCCUCUGUACCUGUAGUAUCUACCGAUGAUAUGGAAACAACAAAGUCUGCUGACAUGCCGGAUAGUUCAGAGGAUGUUAAAGAAAAAGUAUCGAGUCCUGGAAAGUCGGCAUGUUCUUUACCUAUUACAAAUGAAGUUGAAUUAAAUGGAGCAAAAUCAAAAAGAAUAGAAGAUGCGGAUAGUAGUAAAGGUGGUGGUGACAAUGUCUCAAGCAGUUCUUGUACCCCAGUAGAAAAUGGAGAUGCCGGACAACAAGAGAGAAUAAGUAGCAGUGAUCGAAGAAGAGUCCAAUCGAUUGAGCUUUACCAAAGUUUUUUAAAGAAAAAUGAUGAGGAGUCCGAAGGAGAUGACGAUGACGAUGAAAAUGAUGAGAGCUUUGAUGGUGUCCCCGAAAGUGAUGAAGACGACACGGAAGAUGUCGACGAAGAUGAAAGCGACGAGGACGAAGAUGGUGAGGAUGACGAUGACAAGGACGACGACGACAAAGAUGACGAUGAAGAUGAUGUAUUAAACAUAGAAGAGCCAGGUUCCGACAGUGGUUGUACAGCAGUUGUCGCCAUACUUAAAGAAAACGAGCUAUAUGUAGCGAACGCAGGUGAUUCUCGAUGUGUUUUGUGUAGAGACGGUCAAGCACUUGAAUUGAGUUUGGAUCACAAGCCCGAGGACGAGCCAGAAAUGAAACGUAUACGAAAAGCUGGCGGUAAAGUUACGUUCGAUGGUAGAGUCAAUGGUGGCCUUAAUCUUUCAAGAGCUCUUGGGGAUCACGCGUACAAACAGAACACAGUUUUACCUCCUCAAGAACAAAUGAUAUCCGCACUACCAGAUGUAAGGCAUAUUACCAUUGAACCAGAAAGGGAUGAAUUUAUGAUAUUGGCAUGCGAUGGUAUUUGGAAUUUCAUGUCGAGUCAGGAUGUUGUGCAAUUCAUUAAAACGCGUUUAACCGAGAAAUAUGAUAACAUUUCAAAAAUUUGCGAAGAGUUAUUCGAUCACUGUCUAGCGCCAGAUACGUUAGGCGAUGGUACAGGAUGUGACAAUAUGACGGCAGUUAUCGUACGAUUUAAACAAUCUUCCUCGUUAACAACGAACGCAACUAUAACAGAAGUUUGUGUACAAGAGAAAAGAUCGGUGUCACCUUCUAGCCCUAAUAAAGAGAGCAACGAUUGCGUUACGGAGGAAAAUAGAAUGCAAUCUUGCAAACGUCUUAAGACAGAGGCAGCUAUCUAAAUUACCAAUUGGAGACAAAAAAAAAAAAAAAAAGCAGAAAAGGAAAAAUGAAAAAAAAGAAAAGGAAAGAAAGAAAGAAAGAAAGAAAGAAAGAAAGGAAGGAAGGAAGAAAGGAAAGGAAAAAAAACAUACACACACCUACACGCGCGCGCGCGCGCGUACACAUACACACACACACACACACAUACACACGUUAUAUAAACUGAUCUCUUCUCUCUGGAAAACAGGUGGAUGAAUGUGAAUUCAUGUCAAAUGAUUUAUCAUACUGUAAAACUGUGAAUUGAACACGGAUGUAUGAUCAUUAACGUACAGUAACAGUUACUACACUAAUGUGUUAAAAAGGAAGAGUGCGUUAGUGUGUUGGUUAAUGGUGAUAGACUGAACGAUUGGAGCACAUGAAGAUGAUACGCUGCUUUUUUUUUUUUUUUUUUUUAAACUUUGCUUUUUUUUUUUUUUGCUUUCUCUUCGCCCUCCCCACUCCCCUCCUCUCAUCAUGAAAAAUCCGGAUAUAUACGCGCCCUGAGAAAUUUCUCUCUUGUACUUUUAUUUAUCUGUUCCUUUUUUUUUUUGUUUUUUUUUUUCUAUUUUUUUUCUAAUUUAUUAUUUUCUUUUUUUUUUUUUUUUUUUUUUUUUUUUUUUUUUUUUUUUCUCUUUCUUUUUCGUUAUCUGCCAGUUAAAUAAGACACGCAAAACCAUCAAAAUAACCUUGCGACAGUAAAAAAUUGAUAAUUUGAUCCAUUAAAAAUACAGUAUAAAUCUUAAAGCAUAAAAAUACAAUUUUUAUUUAUUUAUUUUUUCUCUUUCUUUGUUUCGUUACGACAAUAAUAAUCAGAAGAUGCAUUGUUCUUUUAUAUAUAUAUACAUAUAAAUAUAAAUAUAUAUAUAUAUAUAUAUAAAUUGCAAGUACACAUAAAGCAAUAAGCCGUGAUUUAGAUAGUAGAUGCAGUAAUUAUUUCACAAAAUAUGAAAAGAAAAGAAAAGAAAAAAAAAAGAAAGAAACAAACAAAAUCACACGUCUAAUUUCUUCUUAGAAACAUCAUUCAGUUUUAGUUGACUCAUUCUACUUUUCCUAUAUAUAUAUAUAUAUAUAUAUAUUUAUACAUAUAUAUAUAUGUAUAUAUAUAGGGAAAAAAAAUAUAUAUAUAUAUUUUCUUUUUCUCAUUUAAUUUAGCUUUCAGCAAAUAAAGUUAAUUGCUUAUCAUCUCAUUUGCUCCAUUUAUGUUGACGAAAUAUGCUCUUUGAGUUUUUUUUUAGCUUACUUUUAAUAUAGUAAGUAUAUAUGUAAUUGUACAUAUUUAUAAAUUUAGGCUAUAGGAUUUAUAUUUGUAAUAAUUAAAAACACCACACAUGCACGUAUACGCACACGUAUACGUUAUCUCUCAUACACACAACCAUACGUACAUAAAUAUAUAUAUAUAUACACACACACGCAUAUAUACAUAAAUCAUACACAAACACAAAUACACACACACACACACACCGUUUCUUAUUUUUACGAAAUAAAGUUUAUUUUUGAAUCCCUGGGGUACAAUGGUUGAACGGGCAUAAUCUCUGAGUAUAAAAAAAAAAAAAAAAGAAAAAAAAACUUUCAUUGCAGAAUUAAGACGUCCGCUUAUCAGGUGUUAUCGUUCUAUGGUUUUUUUGUAUCGAUGAUAUUGUUAACAAAGAAAGAAAAAAGAAAAAAAAAUGGAAUAAUAAUAAUAAUAAUAUAAUAAUAAUAAUUAUUAUAAUAUUAAUAAUAAUAUUAAUAAUAAUAAUAAUAUUAAUAAUAAUAAUAAUAAUAAUAAUAAUAAUAAUAAUAAUAAUAAUAGUAAUUUCACAUUAUGUUACUUUGGAAGUGCCAUUGCACUUUUGUCAACGAGAUCGAACUCGUCUUUUAUGUAGAAACUUAUACGAUUGAGAAUUAAGAUUUUUCAGAAACAGUAUUCGAUAUACAUAGAGAGAUGCAUCAAUCUGAAAACUUAUGUAUUAUAUUAUAUUGUAUUACAUAAGGGCAUUGCGUGAGAACUCAUCAUUUGUGACACAUAAUUAUUGUGCGAUAGAAAUAAGAAUUAAGAAACAAUCAUUUCUCGACAACAAAAUGUAAAUAUAUGUCGCUCUUAAUUCAAUUAUAUUCAUUGAUUUUAUCAAAACAAACAAACAGACAAACAACAAAAAAAAAAAAAAAAAAAAAGAAGAAAAGGAAGAGGAGGAGGAGGAAGAAGAAGAAGAAGAAGAAGAAAAAGAGACAACAUGUGGAACGAAAGACCUAAUUUAAAAUACAAAAGCACAAAACACUAUUGCAGUGCCUAAUACUGUAAUCGCUGUUGAAAAAUUAAUAACUUGAUUCUCUUGUGUCGUAGAGCAUUCUCAAAUGAAAUUGUCAAUUCGGAUUGACCCGACUGUUUGUAGAUUUUUAUAACGAUACUUGUCUGCGAAUCUCUAAAGUAUCGAUUCAGAAAAUAAAACUGAUGUGCCUUUUCAA
Molecule: messenger RNA, 4934 nt
Organism: Vespa velutina
Lineage: Eukaryota; Metazoa; Arthropoda; Insecta; Hymenoptera; Vespidae
Product: probable protein phosphatase CG10417
Exons: 6
Coding region: 338-2470 (710 amino acids)
Biological process (GO): protein dephosphorylation
Molecular function (GO): protein serine/threonine phosphatase activity; cation binding
Source: RefSeq, a predicted model, not a curated record